UCUAAGCUCUGAUGUUCUCUAGCUCUGUUUCUUUUCAUCAUACCUCAAAGGAGUUUUGCAAUUUCGAUCACCGAUAAAAGCAUCCUCCGGUUGGUUGCGUUCCGUAGACGGAGAAGCUUUUUCUCCUCGCAUAUUUUGGAAUUUCGUGUCUUCGGCUUGCACCGCUAAGGAGGGUUAAAUCUCUAUUAAAAAGCUAAUAAAUGAUAAAUGGGAAAUCGUGGCCAAAAGCGUACUGAAAUGGUGGAUAGAUUACCGGCAGACAAACGGGCUUGCAGUUCACUGGAAUUCAGACCAAGCUCGUCUAAUUCAUCUAUGCAAAUGCACGUGACGGUCAUUAAUUCAAGUUCAGGCUUUCAUGAUAAUGACAUGGACACUUCACCAUCUGCUUCUGCCUCUAGUCGUUCAGAAGGAGAAUAUGAUAAGGAUUCAGCCUACGGCUCUUGUGAUUCUGAUGAUGCAGAACAAAAACAUAGUGAUCUUCGGAAUUAUCAGAGGCAAAGAUCGUCUAGUGAUCAUGGACGAUUGAAAAGGAUUUUGUCAAGCUUGGGUGAAGAAUCUGAGCUGUCUGCACAAAGAACACUGCUAGUGGAGCUAUGUGAAGUUUUAUCAUUCUGUAUGGAGAAUUCACUAUCGAGCAUGACAUCAGAUUCAUUAUCUAUAGUUCUUGUAAAUCUGGUGAAACUUGAUAGCGACCCGGAGAUAGUGCUUUUGGCUCUAAGGGCUAUAACUUAUUUAUGUGAUGUUUACCCCAGAUCUUCUAGUUUUCUAGUUCGUCAUGAUGGAGUACGUGCCCUCUGUCAGAUGCUAGGAGUUAUUAAGUAUUUGGAUGUUGCUGAACAGUGUUUGAUAGCAUUGGAAAAAAUAUCACGGGAACAACCUGUCGCCUGCUUGGAGGCUGGUGCAGUUAUGGCUGUUUUAACUUACAUUGAUUUUUUUUCUACUAGCAUACAAAGGACUGCUCUUCGUACUGUGGUGAAUGUCUGCAGAAAACUUCCUUCUGAGUGUCCACCAACUUUGAUUGAUGCUGUUCCUAUACUAUGCAAUCUCCUUCAGUAUGAAGAUGGGCAGCUAUCAGAGAAUGUGGCUUUAUGCAUGAUUAAAAUAGUUGAGCGUGUCAGUCAAUCCUGUGAGCUUUUGGAUGGUCUCUGUCGUCAUGGGCUGAUUCAACAAGUCAUUCACCUUAUAAACUUGAAUAGUCGAACGACUUUGUCCCAGACCACUUACAAUGAUUUGCUUGGUGUACUUGUCAAACUAUCUUCAGGAUCAACUGUUGCUUUCAAAACUCUUUAUGAGCUAAACAUUAGCAACACUUUGAAGGACAUAUUAUCUGCUUACAAUCUCUCGCAUGGAAUGUCUUCUUCAUGUUCUGUAGUUGACGGGCAGCGCAACCAGGUAUGUGAAGUCCUGAAAUUACUUAACGAGCUUCUCCCCACUGGAGAUGCAAAUGCAGAAGAAUUGUCCGAAAAAGUAUCUUUUUUAGUCAGUAAUCCCAAGAAACUGCAGAAGUUUGGCUUGGAUGUACUUCCUUUGCUUGUUCAGGUGGUUAGUUCUGGUGCAAACUUGUAUGUUUGUUGUGGCUGCCUAACUAUUAUCUACAAGUUUGUCUGUUUGGGUGAAUCUGACAUGCUUGUCGAGUUGCUUCAGAACACCAAUAUUUCUAGUUUCCUGGCUGGAGUAUUUACUCGAAAAGACCACCAUGUGCUGAUGUUAGCUUUAAAAAUCACUGAGAUUAUCCUGCAAAAGCUCUCUAGUAUAUUUUUUAAAUCAUUUGUUAAGGAGGGUGUUUAUUUUGCAAUUGAUGCACUGAUAACCCCAGAGAAGUAUAAACAGUUGAUUUUCCCAGUGUUUACUGGUGUCCACCCUUCAAUUGGUUCAUGUCAAAAGUCUUCAAGAGAAAAUGCAAGAUGCUUAUGUUAUGCCUUUUUGAGUGGCUGUUUCUCCUCAACGGAAGAAACAGGAAACUGCAAGCUUGACAAGGACUCUGUUUAUAGUCUUGCAUAUCACAUAAGAACCCAUUAUUUUUCUGAAGAAUUAUGUGACACUGAUAAAGGAGUGACAGAUAUUCUUCAAAAUCUUCAAACUCUUUCUGGUUCUCUAGAUGAUCUAUUGAACUUGUCCUUAAUUAAGGAUACUCCAGCGCAGGAUGAAGAAAAUUUUUAUGCUUUAUUGGCUGAGAUUAUGUCAAAGCUGAAGUGUGGCGAGCCCAUAUCCACCUUUGAAUUUAUCGAAAGUGGAAUUGUCAAGUCAUUUAUAAAUUACCUAACUAAUGGUCAGUAUAUGAGGAAAAAGGGAGAACCACAUAUUAUAUCUAGACAAUUCUCAAUUAUGGAAAGAAGAUUUGAGGUUUUUGCAAGGCUUCUCUUAUCUAGUGCAGAACCCCCGUCUGAAAGCUUGCCAGUUUUGGUCUUGAUAAGGAAAUUACAAACCUCACUGUCGUCUUUAGAAAACUUUCCUGUUGUUUCUAGCCAGGGACUCAAACACAGGAAUUAUUUUGCUACGGUUCCAAAUGGUCGGUGCAUACCACAUCCUUGUGUGAAAGUUCGGUUUGUGAGAGGAGACGGGGAAACAGAUCUCUGCAACUAUACUGGGGAUAUCCAUACUGUUGACCCCUUUUCUUCUUUGAAUGCCAUCGAAGGGUUUCUGUGGUCCAAAGUUGGCACAAAAAAAGCUGAGCAGUCCUUUGAAGCAGAUAGCCUGAGGGAACAUCAAAUUAAACUCCUCUCAAAUGUAUGUUAUGGUUGGGGUGUUAACCCAAAACUAGUAGGGUCUGACAGCAUGUCCACAGAUUUGUCUGAAACUCAGGGAUCUACAGAAGUCAACACCGAUGAGAAAUUACAGUAUUCUGUAUCUUGCAGUAAGAAAGGCAUGAAGCCCAAAUUGUUACUUUACCUUGAGGGAAAGCAGCUGGAGCCCACUUUGACACUUUAUCAGGCAAUUCUUCAACAACACAUGAAAGAAAAUGAAACUAUUUCUGGGACAAAAUUGUGGAACAAAGUAUAUACUCUAACAUAUAAAAGUGCUGGAGAAAGUGAGGACAACAGUUCUAACGAAUUACUUUCUGCGUCAGACAAAGCUGCAACGUUGAAGUUCUCUUCAUUUUUCCAUGGUCUAGAUUGUAUUCUGCCUUCUGACUUGGCAAAAGAAAGUCCUGCUUAUGAUGUUUUAUUUCUUCUAAGGAGCAUAGAGGGCAUGAACAGAAUGGCAUUUCACAUAAUGUCACAUGAAAGGAUUCGUGCUUUUGCUGAAGGGAGAAUUAAUACCUUGGACAAUAUAAAGCUAUCAUUUCCUUCAGUGCCGCAGAAUGAAUUUGUAAACAGCAAACUGACUGAAAAACUUGAACAGCAGAUGAGGGACUUUUCUGCGUUUUCUAUUGGUGGCAUGCCUUUAUGGUGUAAGGAACUUAUGGAUUCAUGCCCUUUCUUAUUUAGUUUUGAUGCUAGAUGCAAGUACUUUCGGAUAGUAGCAUUUGCCAUGUCGCAUCGCCAGCCAUAUAUAAGAUCAUACAGUGACUUAAGGACCUCAAAUGACGAACGAUCAAAUUCUGGUGGCUUGCCUCGUAAGAAGGUAUUAGUACACCGCAACAAAAUUCUAGAUUCUGCUGUCAAAAUGAUGGAUCAGUAUGCACAUCAGAAAGUACUGCUUGAGGUGGAAUACGAUGAAGAAGUUGGCACAGGGCUUGGUCCAACAUUAGAAUUCUAUACUCUUGUCGGUCGUGAAUUUCAGAAGUUUGACCUUGGAAUGUGGAGAGGGGAUCAUGGUGCUCUUAUUUCCAUAGAGGGUAGAGAAACUGUUGAAUCUCCAUUUGGGCUUUUCCCCCGUCCAUGGCCAUCAACCCUGGAUACUCAUGAGCUAUAUUUUUCCGAAGUAGUUAAAAAGUUUGUACUUCUAGGGAAAAUUGUGGCAAGGGCCAUCCAAGAUGGUAGGGUUAUGGAUAUCUACUUCUCCAAAGCCUUCUAUAAAUUAAUACUUGGGCAGGAGGUGAGUAUAUAUGACAUCCAAUCAUUUGAUCCAGAACUUGGAACUGCUUUGCUCGAGUUUCAAGCUCUGGUCGACAGAGGUAAAUUGUUAGAAUCUGUCUGUGAAGAAAACUCGUCGGCCAAACUUGAAUUUUGUUACCAUAAUACCAAUAUUGAGGAUCUUUGCCUUGAUUUUACUGUUCCUGGUUAUCCUGAUUAUCUCCUGAUCUCAUCUCAAGAUCAUACAAUGGUAAAUACAAAAAAUUUGGAGGAUUACGUCUCUCUUGUUGUAGAUGCUACUUUAAAUUCUGGAAUUUCGAGGCAAAUAGAAGCAUUUAAAUCUGGAUUUAAUCAGGUUUUCCCCAUAGAACAUCUUCAAGUUUUUACUGCAGAAGAAUUAGAGCGCUUAAUAUGUGGAGAACACGACUCUUGGGCUUUGAAUGAACUCCUUGAGAAUGUGAAGUUUGACCACGGAUAUACAGCCAGUAGCCCCUCCAUUGUUAAUUUGCUUGAAAUUAUUCAAGAGUUCGACAACGAACAUCAACGAGCAUUUCUACAGUUUGUGACUGGGGCGCCAAGGCUUCCUUCUGGAGGCUUCGCUUCUCUAAAUCCGAAGUUGACUAUAGUUCGAAAGCAUUCUAGCAAUCUGGUUGAUUCUGACUUGCCUAGUGUGAUGACCUGUGCAAACUAUCUAAAGUUGCCUCCGUACUCUUCAAAGGAGAUAAUGAAAGAGAAGCUUUUAUACGCCAUCACGGAAGGACAAGGCUCGUUUCACCUAUCGUAGGAUCUUCAAGUUUCUUAACAUAUGUAAAAAGUGAAAUUGGUAAUUAUGAGAGUAGAGCUAUAACAAAGGUGAAAAUGGAGGAAGAAGAUCAGAUUGUGGGUGAAUAAGAGGAGGCUGCUUCUUCAUUUGGUGGGUAAGUUCCAAUGUACAGCCUCCUCUUAGAUUUAUUGGCAUGGUCUCCCAUUUUACUUUUAACCCAUGCUGACACUGUAAAUAAUCUCCACGGUAAAAAUUAGCUCGUCCUACUUGCUUUCUUUUAUUGAGCAUAGAAUCUGUGCCAUAUGGAGUUGAAUGUGUUUAAUUUUCUGGCCUAA
Molecule: messenger RNA, 5054 nt
Organism: Cucurbita moschata (crookneck pumpkin)
Lineage: Eukaryota; Viridiplantae; Streptophyta; Magnoliopsida; Cucurbitales; Cucurbitaceae
Product: E3 ubiquitin-protein ligase UPL4-like
Exons: 17
Coding region: 208-4740 (1510 amino acids)
Biological process (GO): proteasome-mediated ubiquitin-dependent protein catabolic process; protein polyubiquitination
Molecular function (GO): ubiquitin protein ligase activity
Source: RefSeq, a predicted model, not a curated record